GAUUUGUGACUAGUCUGUCUCUCUGCGCUGCUCCCAAUCUCACCUACUGGCUCCACUUGGAUAUCCAUAAACCAGGAAAAAGAGUGGGAGUGGACCUGGAUCAGUAGCUCCAUGUGUCCCCAUAACCCAGCCUGGAUCCUAUUGCUGGCAGUGACUCUCACAGGUGUUGUUGAAGUUGGUGCCAUUGAGAUUUACACUGGAGGCAAUGUCGAGGCUCGGAAUGGCAGUGAGCAACGUCUAAGGUGCACGUUUCGGUCCAGUGCUCCUGUCAGCAAGCAAACCACUGUCACCUGGCAAUUCUGGCCCCUUGAAAAUGGGAAUGGAGAGUCUAUCUUUUAUUAUCUCCAGCAGCCGUACCCUCCUUCUACUGGCCGGUUCAAGGGCCGAGUGGCCUGGUCUGGGGAUAUUUGGAAAAAGGAUGCUUCAAUCAUUGUGAGUGAACUGCAAUUUACAGACAACGGAACCUUCCAUUGCACGGUGAUGAAUCCCCCUGAUGUACACGGUGUUGCUGGAGAAAUUAAACUCCGCGUCGUCCAUAAAGUCACUUACUCGGAGAUGCUGAUCCUGGGCAUUGUGAUCGGAAGUGCCACAGGCCUGGUGGUGCUGAUUGUUGUCGCCGUGGUCACUAUUCAGCUUCUGCGUAAGAGGAACGAGAAGGAGGAAGAGGAAGAGGACAAACCCGAGUACGAAAACAAGAACGGCACAGAACUGGAGAAAUUAAACUGUGAAACAGAGAAUCUGACAGAAGUGGCAGAGUCAGUGGGAGUCUCCUGACACAGUGAAGCAGUCAGGUCAAUUUCUGAACAAGGUUUAGUUUUAACAAGAGAAGAAGCAAAAUUUUAAAAUAGAACUACACAUCUCUUUAUCUUUUGUAGAGGGAAAGAACAUUUCAGAUUCAAUUUUUCCCUCUGUGUUUGCUUUUUACAUGGUGCUCAGGUUAUUGGACUAACUGGAUGCUGUGCUAAUGGCCCAGUCUAAUAUCAAUCUACAGCAGCUCAGGAUCAAAGUCACCACAGCCUGUGACCUGGCAGAUACUUAUCAGUAAAUCAAUGGAGAAUUGUAAGGGAGCAUAGUAAUUAUAGUAACAGGUUACUAAUCCAGAAAACAUGGGGUUAAAGUCCAGCAGGACAGGUUAAGAAUGUUAAUUCAGUUUAAUAAAUGUGGAAAUAAGAUGCUGGUCUCAGUAACAGUCAAUGUGAAACAAUGAGUCUGUCAGGAAAAACCCAGAUGGUUCACUCAUGCUCGUUAGGAAAGGAAACCUGCCCAGGCAAUCUGCUCCGGGUAUCCCGCUCCGGGUAUCCCGCUCCGGGUAUCCCGCUCCGGGUAUCCCGCUCCGGGUAUCCCGCUCCGGGUAUCCCGCUCCGGCUAACCCGUUCCGGCUAACCCGCUCCGGGUAUCCCGCUAUGGGUAACCCACUCAGGAAGCCCACUCACCAUCACCAUCUCAAUGGACAAUUAGGGAUGGGCAAUAAAUCCUGGCCCUUGUGAAUGAAGUUCACUUUCUGAGGAUGAAUUAUUAAUAAAGUUCUCAAUUGGAGGAUCUUCCGCACAAUGUGAACUAUAACCAGAGCAAAGUUUCACUUUCUCCAUCUGCAUCCUACCGUUCUAUUCUCUUUCUUCAGUUUAUUUUCUCCUAUUCAUCCCCUCCGGGAGGCAGUGAAUUGCGGAGGUCUGGUUUUGUCCUGAAGGAUACUCCCUGGCUCUUUACCCUCCUGUAGCUACCCAGCUGCUGCCUCAGCCCCACUCAGUACAGACCCCAGAGUCGACUGGAUCCGGAUCGAGACCCUGUGCCACUCUGCACUGGAUUCAGAUCGAGUCUAUGUGCCAUCCUGCAUCGGAUCUGGAUCUAGACUCUGUGCCACACUGCACUGGACCCAGGUUGAGACACUGUGCCACGCUGUACUGGAUCCGGAUUGAGAUCCUGUGCCACACUGCACUGGAGCCGGAUUGAGAUCCUGUGCCACACUGCACUGGAUCCAGAUUGAGAUCCUGUGCCACACUGCACUGGAUCCAGUUUGAGACACUGUGCCAUGCUGCACUGGAUCUGGAUAGAGACGCUGUGCCACACUGCACUGGAUCCGGGUUGAGACACUGUGCCACAAAGCACUGGAUCCAGAAUGAGAUCCUGUGCCACACUGCACUGGAUCUGGGUUGAGAUCCCAUGCCAUGCUGCACUGGAUACAGAUCGAGACCCUGUGCCACACUGCACAGAAUCCAGAAUGAGCUCCUUUGCCACACGGCACUGGAUCCAGAUCGAGAGCCUGUGCCACGCUGCACUGGAUCCAGAUAGAGACCCUGUGCCACGCUGCACUGGAUCCAGAUAGAGACCCUGUGCCACGCUGUACUGGAUCCGGGUCGAGACCCUGUGCCACACUGCACUUGAUCCGGGUCGAGAUCCUGUGCCACACUGCACUGGAUCCGGUUUUAGACACUGUGCCGUGCUGCACUGGAUCUGGAUAGAGACGUUGUGCCACGCUGCACUGGAUCCAGAUCGAGACCCUGUGCCACGCUGCACUGGAUUCAGAUUGAGUCUAUGUGCCACCUGCACCGGAUCUGGAUCUAGACUCUCUGCCACACUGCACUGGACCAAGGUUGAGGCACUGUGCCACAUAGCACUGGAUCUGGAUUGAGAUCCCAUGCCACACUGCACUGGAUAUGGAUCGAGACCCUGUGCCACACUGCACAGAAUCCAGAAUGAGAUCCUUUGCCACACGGCACUGGAUCCAGAUCGAGAGCCUGUGCCACACUGCACUGGAUCCGGAUUAAGAUCCUGUGCCAUACUACAUUGGAUCUGGAUUGAGAUACUGUGCCACACAGCACCGGAUCUGGGAUGAGACCCUGUGCCACACUGCACUGGAUCUAGAUUGAGAUCCUGUGCCACACUGUACUGGAUCUGGAUUAGGACACUGUGCCACACUGCACUGGAUCCGGUUUGAGACCAUGUGCCACAAUACAUUGGAUCCUGAUUGAGAUCCUGUGCCACACUGCACUGGAUCUGGAUAGAGAUGCUGUGCCACUCUGCACUGGAGCCAGAUCGAGACCCUGUGCCACGCUGCACUGGAUUCAGAUCAAGUCUAUGUGCCAUCCUGCACCAGAUCUGGAUCUAGACUCUGUGCCACAUUGCACUGGACCCAGGUUGAGA
Molecule: messenger RNA, 3141 nt
Organism: Carcharodon carcharias (great white shark)
Lineage: Eukaryota; Metazoa; Chordata; Chondrichthyes; Lamniformes; Lamnidae
Product: myelin protein zero-like protein 2
Exons: 6
Coding region: 112-774 (220 amino acids)
Biological process (GO): cell-cell adhesion
Cellular component (GO): membrane
Source: RefSeq, a predicted model, not a curated record